GCUCUUGAGCCAGGCGGCGUGUUUUUGGCUGGGGCGUCUUUGGGGCAGCAGCGCGACGCGAGGCUCUCGUCUCUUCCCCAGUGCAUGCUGGUAAGUGCAAUGUCCUUAUAGCCCUGGAGGACGGCAUGGAAAUAUCCUUGGGGGGAACUGGUGAUGGGGCUAGGCAGCAAAUCUAUCUAUCUAAAUAGGAAAAGAAGUUGUGCCUCCUCCUGUCUUAGGUCAGUGGGACUCGCUCUUUCUUUUUUACGUCCAGCCUGAACUUCUUCAAGGAGUUGUGUGGACGAUCACGGGGGUGUGGCCGGCUCCGGGAGAAGCCUUCUGUUUCUUGGGCUGGAGGGGAAGUUUUGGUGUCUUGGAGGAACAAACUUUUGCCGUCGAUGCUGAAGCGCUUUUUGGCGAUCAGGCAACUAGUGAUGAGCUGUAAGAAGAAUUUGUCUGAUUUAGGGGAACUUGGCCUUCUUUUCUCCACGGUUGCUUCAAGGUGGCUUAUAUAGGGUACCCAGGCGGUCCUGGGUUGCAGUCCUGACCCCCUGUGCUUGGUGUGAGUUACCAGUGACUUCGGCUGGAAGUGGUUUGUGCCCAUUGCCUUGACUGUCAAGCUUUGCACCAUGCGCAUAGUAAGGGUGCGCAAGAUUACAGCCCCCCUCCAACCUGCUCACACACUGAACACAAAGUGGGCUUAUUGCUGAGGAAACUUUCUGAGGCUUCGGCUUUGCCCGACUUCCUUCCCUGAGUUAAAUGUGGACGGUUUGUGGUGAUCAUGAAAUGAAGGCAGCAAUAUUAUCCACACUUACUUAGGAGUUUGUCAGUUAAGGGGCGCCGAGGGAAAUGUUCUGCCAGACUUCCAUAACGUUUUGUUCACCUCGUAUCGAACUAAUGGUCUGAUUGUUUAAGUGGAUGUGAACCCGAGUAGCAUUUGGUUGGAAAAAACCUGUGUUAGCUUUUUAGUUUAUUAUUACAAUCCUCAUCCUCCUCUUCUUGUUAUUAAUGACAUCUGCAUGCUUCAUAACAUAGUUAUUUGAGGGCAUCUUAAAUUACUUCAUCUUAAACUGGCUGUCAAGGAAGAGCUGGCUAUCUAUACAUGUGUGAAGCUGGGGUAGUCAACAUGGUGCCCGCGGUGCCUGCAAAGCUUCUGAGCUCCCUCCUCACUAUUCACCAUGAGAUUGCCAGGAUGCUUCAUCACAUGUCCACUGUCAAGCCAGGAUGCUUACCAAACCCCCUUAUUAAAAAGGAGGAAGUUAGAACAGCGACACUCUUUCCCACUUCUUUAAGUUCUACAGUAUGUACCUUUCAGGGCUCGGCUGAACAGAAAGCAAAGUGACCAAGAGGAAAGGAGGGAGAGGGAAGUGAUCAGGGAAAGGUGGGGAAUAGAGGGAAGGGGGUGAGAAAACGGGGUGCCAUAGGAGUCAAGAGAGAGAGCCCUUGAAGUGCUGUGGAGAGAGAUAAUGAUGGGGUUUGAGGAGAGAGAGAAGGCUGGAAGCAGUAAAAUGGAUUCUCUUGAAAUGUUGUAUUUCUUCACACAUCACCCCCUACACACACACACACACACACACACAAACAAAACCAUCAACUCAAAUAUCAUAUAUCUGUUUUCAUUGACUUUAACAAUCAUGGACCCGAUCUGAGGCACAGAUCCUUAUAAUUUUUACAAGGGAUCCCUUCAGAAUUGACAUCAAAUUAUAGGUCACUUCUGUGUUCACAAAUGUGUUCUGUGCUUUGUGGUUUUACUAUUAUUCUAUGUAAAAAUCACAAACAUACGUGAGGAUCUGUGCUGUGGGCCAAUGUUUCUGGACCUGUGACUUUGAAAAAACCAUGUAAAAUGAUUCGCAUUCCAGAGGAUCUGUUUCACUUCUGCUUUCUGAAUCAAACUUUGGGGCAGAGCCCAUGAAAAAGCAAAGUGUGUGUGUGUGUGUGUGUGUGUGUGUGUACUGCCUCACUUUCUGUCUGUCAAAAGGAAGUGUCACAGGGGAGGGGUGAGAAAAGCAUGGCCUCAUCAAUGUUAACAACUGCUGGUAUUAGUGAUUAGAAAACACUUGUUCAUCAUUUCUUUAUAACAUCAGGGAAAUCCAAAAAGAAGCAAAUAAUCUAUUUUAUAAUCUAUUUUAAUACUGGGUUCUAAUUACACUGAAUUGGAUCUAGUUAGAAUCCAGUAAUUAGAAGUAUGUAUUGUAGCAUGAUGAUAUUACUUUACCCGAACCUUUUAUAUAAUUUCUUCCCCAUUUUUAAAAAACUGGAUUCUCUUCCUUACUUUUCCCUUUCACUUUAUUCUCCUAGGGCCUAAAUGGCUAAAUAGAAUGCUUAUCAAUUAAUUAAGAUCAAUCUCAAAUAGGUGAUGAGUACUUAAAUUGCAGAUUUAAGAUAGCUCCAUUUUAAUUUUAAAAUCAUAACUGAUCUAUUACCUUAGACUUCUCUAUAUUUUUAGGGUGUGUUUGAUUUUUGAAGGAACAUGAUUCCUCAAUCCAGGAAUUGGGAAACAAAAUCAAAUAGGUUUGGGUCGGGACAAUUUCUUUUAAACUUAAAUUUUAUUGUUUUAGUGUAUAUGUUGAAUGAACGUGACAGAAAAUUUACACCAAUAUGUAUUAACAAGUCAGAACUUCAAAUACGGAUGAUAUAACCAAUUUUGGUCAUCCAGAAAACAGUUUGUUGUGGAAGGGAAAUAAUAGGUCUGAUCCAGAUUAAAAUACUUAAACUUGGUUUCCAUUGAAAUCAAUAUGAAAAGUUAGCAAGGGCUGAUUUAAGUCGCAUUCAUUUCAACUAACAUGGACUGUAUCCAGCUCAGUGUUAAAGAAGAACUAAGUUUGAGUAAGCUGUUCCUGUAAAUUUCUAAGUACCGGUAACUAAUUUCCUGUGUGCUUUGGAAGAGUAAGGAGUGUGAAGGCAGUUGUGCAAACCUGUUGUUUCCAUUGCUACUGCAUUUACAGUUAACGGCUCUGAUUCUAAAAAUGAAACAAAAACUUGAAUUUGGAAACAAAGCAUUACUUCCUUCGUGUCUCCUCACAAUCUCUUCUCUAUCCCACCUUACUGGUGUUUCAGAGGAUGCCCCUGUACUUUGCACACACAGUGCAGUGGGGCAAACCAUGUUGACUCCCCCUACGUCUGGCGUCACUGCAGCUUCCCUGGAUGGCACUGGGGUGGGAUGCCCCACAGCUGCCACCAGUGUGCCCAACGUUGCUGCCAUCCUGCCCCACCCUGGUGUCAUCCAGCUAAGCUGCACCACUUUCUGUGUCCAUGAAAGUAGCUCUACCUCACUACACCAGCCAAUACUGAAAAGGACCCCUAUUUUUUCCAGGGUGGCAUUUUUCAAGUUCUCUACACUUUGAUUAUGGCAGAGGCAAUUAAAAAAUAUACUGGCCUGGUUCACACAUUAUCAUAAGGCAAAUGGUUGUUCUUGGGUACAGCUUAGUGAGGAGAGAGCUUAACAAUGAACCUGGGUUCAGACAACAUGCUAAGACAAACCUUGGCUUAGCUGAGCAUGUGUGAGAGUAAAAAAUAUCAGGGAGGAGCAAAGCAGCAGUGAGCUCCUUUCUGGAGACAGUACAUUCAUGAGGUCCUAGUAAACUAUAGGUGAGCUUACCAUGAACCAAGACUGUGUUAUUCUGGUACAAUAUUUCAGAUGGCAGGAUGUUAGCUCCCUUUCUAUACAGUCUUCCAUAGACCCAUGGCAUAGCUCUGUUUUAUAGUAAUUAUAGAUAUUUAUGUAGACACUUGUGUACCCUUUAAGGGGUUUUUUAGGAGCCAUGUAUGAACUGAGACACUUACCAAUUAAUCUAAUGUGCUUGAACCUCUUGUAAAUGGAAGCUGCAGUGUUAUUCAUUUUAUAUGAAAGCAUCUUUUAGGCUUCUUCAAUGCUAUUCCAGCUUCCUGGGAAUAAGUCUGAUGGGGAGUAAGCCUCACUUGGGUUUACCUCUAGGCAGACCUGGAGAGGACUGGGCUGGUUAUGGUUUGAAAUACUUAGACCCAGAAUUGGGUGUGAUCAAAUAUAUAUAUAUAUAUAUAUAUAUAUAAAGUGCUACUAAAAUGUACUGAAGAAUAAAAUGCAACUUUAAACCCACAAAAGGUUUUAACAUACAAUAAAGAUAUGGAUAAAAUUACUACAGUACAAUAAUAUAUUCAGAAAAUCUGAUCUGACAAACAAACAAAAAAUAUCCCAACCCAACACUUUUUGACCCCACAAAGGGUCUUCCUCGGUGUUCAAUGAAUUUGUGACACAUUAUUUGUCACCAAAUUCCACAUGGAUUCAACAUUCAUAGGAAAAGUCUUUGAGUGUAUUCUAUUUGGAUGGAAAUCAUUAGGUUGGAAUUACCCCUUUGACUUCUAUUCCUUUGAUCAACUGGAAUGGCAUCUGAAAUCCUGCAUGUUUUCCUUGCUUGUGACAUCUGCAUUUGAGAGUCUUGUAGGUGGUUGCAUGAAUACGUACAAAUAUACAUCAUGGAAAAUGUGCAGUAUAAACAAGGCAACAAGAAUCUGAGGCGCUCUGGGAAUUUUUGAUUGGUAACAGCUUUUAUUUCAUAAUGCUAUGUGUACAUGCGAUUGUUGUAAUCAUGAGGUUACAGUCACUUGAUAGCAUGUGACUUGUAGGGAUAAUGUGGUGAGAAGUUAGAUAAUAGAAUUAGAGCUCUUUGAAUGUAUGAUACAGUGUUGGUGCUUAGUAAUCUUACCUGCAUACUUGGCUUCUUAGCUGUUAUGAGUCAAGUAGUCAUUAACAAGGAAAUAUAUAAGAUGUGUCUUAUGACUUGCAUUACACCAGUAUUGUAAUGUGUGCAUGUUUAAGGGUUACUGGGAGCUACUUUGAUUCUAGCUUCCAAAAAAUAGUGAAGUAGGACACCUUUAUUUUCAGUUGUUCAUUAGGCGUAACACCUGUGUUUUGUUUUCUGCUAUCAUGAGAAUAACCUAAGCUAUCUUCUCUUCAGUCUUUGAUUACUUUAAUCUGUUGGGAGCCGCCCAGAGUGGCUGGGGAAACCCAGCCAGAUGGGCGGGGUAUAAAUAAUCAAAUUAUUAUUAUUAUUAUUAUUAUUUAAUAUUCUUUGAAGCAUGGGCCUAAUUUUACUCUGCCUCCUAAGUUGGGGCCAAACACACUAAGUUGGGGCCAAACUAGAGGUGACUUGAGAGAUCUAAGGAAAAGGAUCUCCUACACUUUUAAAACAAAUGUUCUUAGCAAGAAGAGAUUCAGACUGGGACCCUGGUGCUGGAGGAGGAGGGAGUAAAACUCUUUCCUCUGCGUCAUUUCCUCAUUUUAUUUCCUUUACCAAAUAAAAGUUAGGGAUGGGGGAAAUGGAGCAGGGCAGAGAAAGCUAAACCUUGCUUUCCCAGUACAGCAAAGUUCUGUAGUUCCCCGGACCCAGAGUGAUUUUCUAUACAGCACACAGAAACCUAGAAAAGUGCUGGCUGAUAUGCAUUCUGAGUUGUCCCUGAAGGGGCACUUAAACAACAAGUCAAACAGGACUCUCAUCAUUUGAACAGUUAGUCCCCCGAGUCUUAAGGCAGCAGCUGUUAAUUGCUUGUGAGUCCUGUCUGACUAGUUCUGUUGUCAUCAGUGUAAGGCAUCCUAAAUAUUCAAACAUCAAUAAAAACAAAGCCAAGGCAGGCCUGAGACAUUCUGGCGCUUCUCAUGCUGCACUUGAAUAUCCUUACAUUGAAGGCAUGGAGGAUACGGAAGAGAACUACAGUAUAAAGGAUUUAUAUGACUUGAGUUGGGUUGUAGGGAAAUGUUUCUGGCAAACCAGAGCAGCGCACGGAAACACUGUUUACCUUCCCGCCGGAGCAAUACCUAUUUAUCUACUUGCACUUUGAUGUGCUUUCGAACUGCUAGGUUGGCAGGAGCAGGGAUUGAGCAAUGGGAGCUCACCCCGUCGUGGGGAUUCGAACCACCGACCUUCUGAUCGGCAAGUCCUAGGCUCUGUGGUUUAACCCACAGCGCCACCUGCGUUCCUCCAGAAGAAACUGUAGAUGUAGCAUAAAGUGCUGGUGGGGCCGAGGACAGGAGUUACAGGCUGGAUGUUCACCCUGUAACCUGAAUGCCUGUUUCUUCAGGGAUAGCCAACAUGAUGCCCUUCAGACGUUCUGGACUACAACUCACCCAUCACAGCCAAUGGUCAGGGGUGCUGAGAGUUGUAAUCCAAAACAUCUGAAAGGCACCAUGUUGGCGAUCUCUGUACAAUUAGCAAUGGCUUUGACUUUCUGUGGCCUAGAAAAAUAGUUCAGUCUGAACAUGUAUCUAGAAAUCUACAUGAUACAUGGAAAAAGGCAGGAGGGAGGGAUGGAGGAGUAUGGGGAAAGCACAGAAGAAGUGUAGAGUGAAAUUAUCAUGCUGAAGUCAAAGUACAUGGUAUGAUUUUGCAUUUCAGCCAAUCUCUUCUCUUUCUUUGUUUUGCCUCAAAUUAUAACAACAUUGCUAUCACCCACCUGCCAGCUAACAGACUUAUGGAUAGCUCCCAAAUACUGUUGAUACUUCAACUGCUCAGUCCUAGGUCUGCUGUAAUGUGCAUAUUUGUUGCUAGUUAAAUCAGAUAUGUCUUCAAACUAUGCAUACAAUGAAAUACACUUUCAGUUUCACACACUAAUGCUGUAAUUUGGUUUGCUUAAAAGUUAAGACAAUUAACAGUAUUUCAUUCCUGAACAAAAUUAAUUUUAUGGUACAAUAGCUUUUCUGUAUCCCAUGUUAACCAAUAUGGAAUGCUCCUCUUGGUUAAUUUACUGGGAGGGGUGGCGCUGUGGGUAAAACCUCAGCGCCUAGGACUUGCCGAUCGCAUGGUCGGCAGUUCGAAUCCCUGCGGCGGGGUGAGCUCCCGUCGUUCGGUCCUAGCUCCUGCCCACCUAGCAGUUCGAAAGCACCCUUAAGUGCAAGUAGAUAAAUAGGUACCGCUUUAUAGCGGGAAGGUAAACGGCGUUUCCGUGUGCUGCUCUGGUGCCGGUUCGCCAGAGCAGCUUUGUCACGCUGGCCACGUGACCCGGAAGUGUCUGCGGACAGCGCUGGCUCCCGGCCUCUAGAGUGAGAUGAGCACACAACCCUAGAGUCUGGCAAGACUGGCCCAUACGGGCAGGGGUACCUUUACCUUUACCUUUAGAGAUCAUUUUACCACACCUUAACUGCUCUGAGUAUAAGGUUCUAGAACUGUGAAUUUGCGUGGGGGGGGGGAUGAUCUCUGGUCAGCUGACAUGUCAAAUAUUGGUCAAGUAAUUUGGAAUAUAUCCACUUUUUUAAAAAAAAAAAAUCACUGAACCGUUCAACUCAGUCUUUUAUGCUGGAACACCAGAGUCCAUCUCUAAUUAUGAAAGGUUGUAUCAAAAAUUAACUUUCUAACAUAUAGAAAGCAAAGUAACAGUAAAUAUUAAACAACAGCUGUUUAAGGCAGUAUGCAGCGGACCACUUCUUGUAAUUUAAUCAGCAUCAUGGCUUCAUGGAAUAUUUGACUGUGGUUAAAUAGGUGGUUGAUUGACAAGACUGAACAUUUUGCCAACAUGUUAACCCUGAUUAAAUUAUCUUGCUGAAGCAGACUCUGAAUAAACCACUUCCAUGUCAUGGCCUGAUGUUACAAUGAUAGAGACAUGAAGGUUGCUGGUUCAGUGCAGUACCAGAUUUAGGGCAGUGUGCAUGGUUCCCCUCCACAGGAUGCCGAGCCAUGGGAGCACAAACAACAACAACAACAUCCUAUAUUUACAUGAGUAGCUACGUAAAGUUAGGUCCCAGUCAGAAGGGCAAUAGAGUUGUGAUUGGGGGGGGGGGUGAUGGGGAGGCAACUUUUGUUCUUGCUCAGGAUGCCCUAUUACCAAAGUCUGCCCCUGGUUUGGUGAGUCUAUUCUUGUCAUGACUUACUCCAGAUCCAACCCAUGGAUAUUGCUGCUUGUAACUAUCACCACUGUGAUAUCACACCCUGGCCACAUGGAAGCAUUUUACUUAUGUCUGUCGCUUGGUUGCCAUGAGAGCCAGUGUGCCGCACAAGGCAGAGUGCCGGACUUAGAUAAUGAGAAUCUGUCUUCCCAUCUCUGCCCAGGCUUUAAGCUCACUGGUGAUCCAGGGCAAGCUACUUUACAAGGUUGUUUUGAUGAGAACAUUGGUUGCGUGGGUGCCACCUUGAUAUAUUUGGAAGGAUAAAAUGUACCUUAUUUAUUCAUUCAUUAAUUCAUCAGGCCUUGGAGGGCAGCCAAAAGGUAUUAACCUAGAGCAUAAUUGUAUUAGAAUAGACUAAUAAAUGUGAUAGAUAGAUAAAUAAAUAAAUGGAUUAAUUAUGCUUAUCUGCAGUAUGCAGCUUUAAACACUGGCCUUGAAAAAAGUUUAUGACGAUGUCAUUUACUUUUGAAUAGGAUAAAGAAGAGGAGCUGUUAAAGGCUAAAUUUCUUUAUCUAAAAACAGCAUAAGCUAUCUCCUGUAGAAUCCUUUUAAAGCAAUUGUGAUACCAUACAGAUUCCCCCUCCCCAAAAUAUCCCAUUGAACUGUAAAGGCUACUUUUGGAUCUGCAAACUAAAUGUCUCAUUUAAAUCAAUGGAUGGAAUGGAAUCAAAGUCUAGUCACUAAUCAAGACUUUAGUUUGUGCUUCUGUUCGAAUAGUAAUGGUAAUGGAAUCGUCAUGGCAAAAUGUCAUUCCUGAUCUUGCCAUGGAAUAUAGACAAGUAUACUGAAUUAUAUAAAGGGCAUGGAGUUUACAACACUCAGUAAUGUUUCAGAAAAGUAGAAUAUUUUGUAAAGUUCAUGAUGCUCCGGUAAAUAUAUUUGGAACAUCAAACACACUGUCUUGUGUGCAAAGCUAUUUAGAUCAUUAAGAGAAGCUUGCUAUUUCUACUAAUUUUUAUUUUCUUAUUUCUGUCCCUAGAGGCCAAAAUGAGAGAUCGACUCUUUGAAUUUUUUGAGUUAUCGAGGCUUUACAGCCAACAUACUCACGAUGAAGAAAAUCAACCGCUCUUACCUCACAACACUCUGCUGUUUGAAACAGAUUAUGCCUUGGCAAGUCUCUUCAAAGAUAUCCAGGCAAUCCGAACGAGCAAUCUCCACCUGAAAGAGGACAUUAGACGCCUGGGCAAACAAAACACUCGCUUCCUCACCUCUAUGCGCCGCUUCAGUAGCAUAAAACGUGACACAAACACGAUUGCGAAAGACAUCAAGGCUCGUGGAGAAGAAAUCCACAGGAAGCUUCAGGUUUUGAGAGACUUCAGUGAAGAUGCAGAAACAAAAUAUGGCUCAAACACAAUCAUAGCCCGUGUGGCCAAGGACCACUAUGUUGAUCUCAUGCAUUCUUUUCAGGAGGCCAUGUUUAAAUACAAUGAGACAGAGAUGAACCAACGGGAGAACUGCAAGAUUAGGAUCCAACGGCAGCUAGAGAUCAUGGGAAAGGAAGUGUCUGGGAACCAGAUAGAGGACAUCAUUGAACAAGGCAGGUGGGACGUUUUCUCUGAGAACCUUCUGUCUGACGCAAAGGGAGCUCGUUCGGCCUUGAACGAGAUAGAGACCCGGCACAAAGAGCUGAUGAAGCUGGAGUCCCGAAUCAAGGAAGUUCAUGAACUCUUCUUGCAGGUAGCCCUGCUGGUAGAAGAACAGGCAGACACCUUUGAUAUUAUUGAGCUUAACGUGCAUAAUGUUGAAGAAUAUGUUGGAGAAGCUAAAGGUGAAGUGAGGAGAGCUCUCGAAUACCGAAGGAAGCAUCCUUGCCGAACAAUCCUCUGCUGCUGCUUGCGAUGCUGCAAAAUUUGAUUGUCCUCAUGAAAUUACUAGAUAAGUGUUUUGGGGACACUCUCAGAUUCGAAGACACUUAAAGUUUGUGCUCAGUUUGAGAGAAAUUGCUCUAAAGCAGUGUCCUUUUGUUUCCUUAUGUUCAUUAAUGACUCUGGUGCACGUAUUGCAGCUUGUACCAAAAGCCAAAGGAUAUUGGCGAGUUGUCAUGUAUUCCAGUAUAAUGGAAGGUAAAAUUAACCUGGUCUGCAACAUUACUGCAAAAUUACACAUACACCGGAGCAUAUACAAAGCAAAGGAAAUGUUGACCAGGUGUAGAAUGAAUUUCUCCUAAAUUAAUGCUUUCCAUGAAAUUUAAACAACAAUCUGCAUAGACUUUAAAGUAAGCAGUGUUGUGGCCAGUUGUUUUUUCCUGGAUGAAAGAAAAAAGUACAAAAUUACAGGUGUGAUUCUCAGUAAUGUUGUUUAGAAAACUAGCAUGUGCACAUGAUCUGAGAAUUUUGAUACAAGAUUUGUUGUAAUUGUACACAGCAUAUACUUAUUUUUUUAUAUAUGUUCUGAUAUUUCUGUAUAUUAAAAUAAAUGUGGAAGCCUUAACUAUCUUUUUGUUAGUGUAUAAAGAAAGAUCUUG
This is a messenger RNA of Podarcis lilfordi (Lilford's wall lizard), 10292 nucleotides long. The record is from the annotation of a GenBank genome assembly. NCBI's taxonomy places the organism in Eukaryota, Metazoa, Chordata, Lepidosauria, Squamata, Lacertidae.